AUGAUCUCCAACACCCCAACUCCAACCCUCCUCCUAACCUCCCUCCCUCCCAAAACUCUCAUCGGCAUCGACCUCCUCUCCUUCAACUCCACCCCAAACUUCCACGGCAUAAACAAUCUCCCACCUGGACCUCACUUCUUCUACACUGGUACAACAGAGAGCUUUUCUCUCCGUAGCGGGGAGUGGUUCUUCAUUCAAGAUCGUCAUGGCGCCAGUGGCGGAAAUAUUAACGGUGCAACGGCAGAUAUAGAUAUCCGCCUCCGCAAAUGGGAUGCGGAAACUGAAGCUCUCGUAACUAUUGAUGAGGGGUGUGAAGAGGGCAGAGCGGAGGCGAUGCGAUUACGUGCAAAUCUGGGGCGGAUAUGGCGGAGCGGGGGGUUGUUGGCAUAUGAUCGAGCUCGGGGGGUGGGGUCGCAGAGACACCCACGCCAACAACCGCAGGGGCAUAGUAUUGAAAGUGAUGUGGACUUAACCCUACAUCAACCGCAAAUACGGCAAGAUGCGCCAGAGGAAUUGACAACCGACUGGCGACAGCUCACAGACUACAUAUCGCCUUCUGUUCUCUCGCGCAUUUUGGGUCCUGCUGCAUCAACCAAUGCCCAUGUUCCCAGCAGCAACAAUUCCACAACGAACACACACCUCCCCCGCUGGACCGUGUCGUCAGGCAGCUCCGCAGCCCGUGAUCGAGAUAAUAUCCCAGGCCUCACUGCUGCGGAGAUAGCCAGUGUGUACGCGACUGCAAGUAUGAGUGGGGCAGCUAGCGAGCAAGAAAGGGAAUUUAGAUUUUUACCUGUGGAUUUGAAGCGGACAUGGCGGGUUGGUGCGGUUGGGAGGGAACGGACGGAGGCGGCACAGGAUCGCUCGUGGGCGUUGGGGGAUUUGGUGUGGAGGUUUGGAGAUGUGAAUGGAUCCGUAGAUGAUGCAACUACAACUACAGCUACCUCUGUGCCAGCAAUGAAGGCUUCAACACCUGCAAUUAUUGGCGAGAGGGGGAGGCAAGAGCAAGGCGAAGCUCAGAUCUUAGGAGAGCUACAAUUUACGUUUCUAAUGGUUCUUACAUUGAUGAAUUUCUCGUGUCUGGAACAGUGGAAACGGCUGCUCGGAUUGCUCUUGACCUGUCGCACUGCAGUGCGGGAACGGGAAGCAUUCUUCGUGCGCGUGCUGCGCCUAUUACGGUGCCAGCUGAGACAUUUCGAUGAUGUUGAAGGGGGACUGUUUGAGAUGGACGGUGAUGACGGUGGAGCGUUGUUGAGGAAGUUGCUUAUGAGAUUUUCGAAGACGGUGCAGGAUAUUGAAGAAGAGCAAGGUGGUGGAGCUGUUGGUAUGGUUAGGAGGGAGCUGGAUUUGUUGGAGGAUUGGGUUAAGAGGGAGUAUGAUUGGGAAAUCAGACAAGGGCGGACGGUUAGGGAGGGGAUGAUGCAGUUGGAGGAUGGAGAGAAUGUGGAGUUGGAAGUUAAGGGGACGGAGGAGGACGAGGAGAUUGGAGAGUAUGCCCCUGUUAUCAUUGACAUUGGAGAAGGUACCAGCCUGGGAAAGGUGUUGGAAGAGGCAGCGGACGAAGACGAAGACGGCGAUUUUGUGCCAGAUGCAGAUAUGCCUGAGGUCAAUUUGCAGUAG
Molecule: messenger RNA, 1617 nt
Organism: Paracoccidioides brasiliensis Pb18
Exons: 1
Coding region: 1-1617 (538 amino acids)
Biological process (GO): spliceosomal tri-snRNP complex assembly
Source: RefSeq, a predicted model, not a curated record